AUGGUCAUCCGCCAUCUCGCAGUCGAGUCCGACAGGAGGUCGCUCGCUAGUCUCCUCCGCGUCAACAAAUACGUCUGCUCCGCCACGCAGCCCGUCAUGUACGCCGACCCAUUUUACCUGCGCCCUUUUUCGGCCUUCAGCAUGGAGACUCCGUUCAGUCUCAUAAGGCUCCUGUCGCUCAUCAAGUUACUUCUACUCAGUCUUCCCGAGGGCCAAGUAGUCACUGACCUGUUGCGCAUUGCAUACCUAUCUACUGCCUCCGCCUCCGCUGACGACAAGACAACUGAGCACCAGGAGCAGGAGGCACCACCUCUUAUUUCAGCAACAUUUGAGGUUCACUCCUUCUCUGCGGGCAUUUUUUUCACCCCACCAUUCCCUUCCUAUUCCGCCAUUCUGGACUACCUGGAGAAUAACGGACUUGCCGAGCGGUAUACUGCGAGGGAUGUCACAAGUCGUCUCAAACAUUACGAGCAACCCAGGAUCAUUCGCCAAGGCGUGAAACGAGACCUUCGCCGGGACCUGACAUGGGCGCUAUCUAUUGUCGGUCGUCUCCAAGUUCUGUCUAAUGUGACGUUACUGUUGGACAGCGAUCUCGAGCCUUUCUUGCUCUUUGGACAGCAGUUUGAGGAGGGCGAUCAGGAGGUUCUUGAACUGCAGCAGAGAGAGCGAGAGGAGCACAUGGAGGAGAUGAUCUUGUUUGUGCAGGAACAUCGUCAACGAUUCCCCAACACCCUUAACCAAGGUCAAUGUGUUACGGAUACGUUCACGAAGGAGGAGUGGCCCAAGGAGGUUCAUGAUCGCCUCCUCCAGUCUCUUCCACCAUUGUACAAGCCUCGGUUUAUCGACAAUACCAAUUGGGUGCAGUUUUUCGCCAGAGUAGAGGAUGUUGAUUUGUCCGCGGUCAAGUUUAUUAGGACACAGUUAAUCAAACCCGAGGAGCCGGUGUUUGAUCAAGUUAUUGAGCAGGUUGGGCCUUUCUUGCAUCGGUGCCGUGCACUUGAGGAUGUCCAGAUCAGCUCCUCUGGCGAGGAAGCGUUUCGAUGGGCUGUUGAUGAGCGCAAGCAGUUUGAGAGAGACAUUGAGGAUGGACGGACGACUCCUCGGCGACCGCUUGUCCCACUCCAUCAGCUCCAUGUCAGCUUUGACGACCACCCUUCUUCAGGUGGCCUCUUCGACGACAUCGUGUUUGCGUUUCAGGAGACAUUAGAGAAAAUUUUCAUCGGCAUCUGCGUGAGCGUGGAACAGAAUUCUACACAAUCGCUCGAGUUUUCGAUAGGCGACAACAACAACAACAACAACAACAACAACAACAAUUACUAUCAAUCUUAUUGGGAACUACCUCAACUAUCGCGGCUGGCUGUGGCAACCGGUCAUAUCUUCUUGCACGUCCACCCGAAGUUUCUGCAACGGUGUACUCAAGUGAUGCAUAUAUCUCUAGCCGACAUGCGGAGGGAGUAUUCGUUGGAUCAAGUGAAUCACUGGGAGCCGGCCAAGAUGCCGCGGUUGGAGUCGCUUACGCUUCAGGGAACGGCCGCGAUUUCGUUCCACCCGGAUACGCCCAAGUACGCGCUCGAACUGCAGAAACUACACCUUCAGAUGGUCCAGAAUGAGGAUGGCAUGACUUGUUUCAUCCCGCCUGCCGAAGAGUUGGACGCUAUUAUAGAAGGAGAGUCGACUAUUGAUAGAGGUGGUAGCGACAAUGUUGAUGAUGGCAUGACCCCAUCUUUAUUGGCACCGUUGGCGAGGCGACCAGUGUGGACGUGGGACUGGGAGUUGCCCAAGCUGACCGACAUGACAUUGACUGGAGAGCACGCGUACCGAUUCCAGUUCAGGAUGUUGGAUGGUACACCGAAUCUUAUCAAUUUCUCACUCGACAUUGUUUCCACAACAGCCCUUCACCAACGAACUAUCCAUCUUAAGGAUCUCAUCAAACCCGGAUCCCAACAACAACAACAACAACAACAAAAACAACAACAACAACAACAACAAAAACAACAACAACAACAACAUCAACAAACACAAGACGGUGAAGAGAUCUACGAGGAGCAACAGGACCUAGAGUACAUACUCGUCUCAACACUCAAACGACUCUCCCUCUACGGCUCUUGGCAAAUGACCACCCACAUCCUACAAACCCUCUUCAGCCGCGUCGCCCCCGAGAUUUCAAAUCUAACAAUGUCAUCCUGUCUCGGCCACGACUUCUCUGAAUGGGUAGAUGCGACGAAGCAAUACCUGCAUGGACUGGUCGCUGCAGAGUUGAAUAUGGAUGUUUCGGAGGAGGAGGAGAUGGCAGAUGCCGGGCUGGUGGAGGCGAUGAUGGAAGAAGGGAUUCUCGAGUUCCUCGGUUCCUUUGACGUUUCUGACUCUCAAGGCACCGUAGUAGCAUCUGCGGAGGAGGUUGACGAGGCACAGGAGGAGGAGGAGUUGUUGUUUUCGGUCCGUUGUCGUACUCGACCAACGCCUGGUACAGAUAGCUCUGGGGACGAGGAGGAGGAGAAGGCAGGAGAUGAAGGGGUGAUAGAUGCUUCAGCUCCACCGACAAAGAAAAUCUUCUCCGACCCAGUAUUGACGGAUUUGGCAGACAACACUAACGCAUAUGCAGCAUCAAAAGGAGCCGGCACAGGAGAGGGAUCGCGCCAAUGGGUAAAGACCACACCUGACGAACUGCGCACAUUCCUCGGCAUCAUUGUCUACAUGGGCGUGUUCAGGCAGAACUCUGUCUCUGAGUAUUGGUCAACCUUCCCUGAAUGUCCUCAACACAACAUCACUACCUUCAUGUCCCUCGUCCGCUUCGAACAACUGAAGCGUUUUUUUCAUGUCUCCAACCCCAACGAGCCUGAGCAACAUUGGUUCUCAAAAGUAGAGCCUCAGGCUUCAUCCGGCCCAGAGCGAGCAGCCGACGUCGAUGGCGCGGGCAUGUCUACUCACACAACAACAUCUACACGGCAGGCUUCAUCCAGCCCAAAACGAGCAGCCGACGUCGACGAUGCGGACACCGCCGACACUGCUUCCUCUAACAAACGCCUCCGACCCCUCCAAAUCAGCUCCGGGUCGUCGACUCUCGUUGAAGACAUGCAGCGAUUGCUGGCAACACAGUCAUCCCAGAUUCGGUUCGACGAGAGCGGCGCUCUGACCACAAUCUGCGCCCAGGAAAAGGUCAUUGAUUUUCGAUCUGUCGGAGCCGCAAUUGAGAAGAUUCUCUCCUCACGAUUGUCUAAGGACAUCACAAUGCUCCAUAUGGAUGGUCUACGAUCAAUGGAGAAGGAAUGGGCGCACGGCAAACGAGAUCAGGCGCUGUCCAAGCAGUUGGAAACACUUGAACGAGAUUACACGGAGGGCAAGCUGCACAACAAAAGACAGCUAUACAAACGCCUGAAGGCGUCGUACCGAGCACCACCGGAGGCAUUGCGCGCCGUUUCGGAAGUACUGCGUCAGAGUGGAUGGACGAUUUGCCAAUGUCUCAACCAAAGCGACACGUGCAUUGCGCGGACAGUCAACAACGCUGCCGUACCCGGAGAUAUCCGAGUUAUCACCAAGGACUCCGAUCUCAUGGCAUUCGAGUCAAUCAUGUCCGUCACCAUGCCAGUCAAGAACACUUGGACUACUUUCCACAAAGAUGAGCUUCUGAACGAGCAUGGCCUUCCGACCCCUGUACAUCUAACGCUUGCCGCUCUGGUAUCGAACAACGACUACACCAACGGAGUUUUUUCCUAUGGCUUGACAUCCAAUGUCGAUACGGUCCGUCAGUUCAAGAUGACAGGUCUUGAUGGAACGGUUGGCCAAGAUCGAGUGGAGGUGGUUCGGAUCUAUGUUAGGCGCUACCUUGACAUAAUACACCAAAAGGCCCGUACAAUCAAGGACUCAGCCACCCAAAGCGCACGUCGUCGACUGCGAUGCAAUCCUAACCCAACGGUGAAGGCACACGACAAGGAUCUGAGGAGGAUCGAAACGGCCGAUCGACAGCUGCGUGUAGAUGUGACAGAAUUCGGCCAUGCUCUCAAGACAUUCGGGGCGGCGACAGACGCAGAGGCAACGCCACCACCACUCCCAACGGCACCCAAGGCAGGAUCAGCACCAUAUCCGCAAGCUACAUCAGCGGGAUCACCUUCCAUCAGGCAGACGCAUGGCCCAGCCGAACAUCCACCAUCGCACAAGCAAAAGAUUAAAAAACAACGCCGACAUGGUUCACGUGCCCUCCAGCGGCGACGACAGAAGUGGCGUCGUUCCAGAUUCCGCUCGCGCACAGACGUGCAAGAUCGCUAUGUGCCGGACACUGUUUUCCUAGAAAAGGCCAGCCCUGUUGAUGUCGUGGAACUUUCAGGAUUGAAGCCGUCGACCCCCCGUCCUUCAAAGCCCAAGGAGCAAUCCCCCCGUAUCGACCAAGUGCCUGCCCCCGCUGCCAAGAAGAAAAAGAAAAAACUCCUUGGCGAACCUAAAGGAAUAGCUGGACCCAAGGCCUUGAAGAGAGCGUUCCAGUCUGUUUUCGCAACGGUCACGCUCACGACUGGAUCCCUGCAAGGCUGCCUAGGAAGAUCAACCAAUCUGUCGAAAGCAGAGGUUGCGCAGCUAACCCAACACGUGAGUUCGGCAGUCUCUACCGUCAAUAGCGCCAAACACAUUGUGUACAAGCUUAUCGAGAUGCGCAUUCUACAGCCGCUGAUCGAGACUGGACUGAACCAGGCAGAGGAUGGACCGGACGAGAGCUUCCUAGAGAAGAUCCUGGAUUCCGAUUGGGCGGAAAGGUUUGUCCAAAACCUACUGUCCUUCGUCUUGAGGAAUUCCAUUGUCCCCCAAGGACGUCCACCCGCGUCGGACAAGAGCAAGGAUGCUGUCGCUGAAGCAAUCUCGACGUUUAACGAGUUCAAGAAGACGCUGUGCCCAGGGUUCAAAGCCCUCAACUCAACGGAUCUGGCUUUGAGUAAUAUCAUCGCGGAACUUGCACCCAAGAUCUGCCUAGAUCAGAAACUGCAUUACAGGAGAAUACCGGAGACUCUUAGAACAAAGCUCUCCAAGCUGUCCAUUGAUUGCGAUGGUCUUCCUGAAAUAGAUCAAGAUGGCACCGACGCUGGUGGUGAUGCCGGGGCUGCUGACGUUAACGAGGGUGUGGACGACGACGACGCCCUCAAGCGAUCCAAGAAGAUCAUUUUCAAGCCGGGUCAUAUUCAACUCUGCUGGCGAUAUUUCCUCCUCUUACCAUCAUCCAAGCGGCCCCGGUUCUGCACCCAGGCCAAAAUGAGCGAUUCCUUCAUCGACAUCAACGAGGAAGCGUUGGUUGCGCUUCUCUGGGGAGAGAAGGCAGUUCAGUUGGACAACGUAUGGGAGGACACCCGCUACACUCACAACUGGGCAGCGGCAAAACAGCGUUCUUCGUACGGAGAGGUGAUCAAAGAACUAUUCAUCGGUGACCGAGAUGUCAUCAAGGAAGCCAGGAAUAAGCAGCAGACGACAUACGGGAAGAGGACAACAACCAUGGCUGAGCGUGAGGAGGCCCAUCCACACAUCUACGGACAGUUAGAGCUCGCACGGUAUUUGACGAAUAAGGUCAAUUUUUUCCGAGAACGGCACAACGCCUCCCUCACGGCCCCGACACCACCGUUGCCAUCAUCAACGCCAUCGUCAUCGACGACCUCCACCCCACCGCCUCUUCCCACCCCACGUCAGCAGCCGCGUUCUUACCGCUACGCCCUCAACAACUAUAUCAGGACGGAUGGCCACCAGCUGCAGAUUCUCGCGUAUGACCUUACAAAACCCCGCCAAUCCCCAAAUUACAGUGAGUUUCUUUCUAGGAUCGAGAAGCUUUAUCCAACGCGGCAGCAUCUUAUCGACGCGUUUGGCGACGACCUGGAUUCAGUCAUUGUCGUCGGUAUUGAUCCCGGAGAGGUAGUGAGUGGUGCAUUUUGUUUGACACUUCCCGGUGGAAAAGUCAUCAAUCUGCUGAUCAAGAGGGCCUCCCUAUACCAGCCUACUCUGGCCUUCCGAGAUUGGGAACAGCAUUGGAAAAGGCGACACCCAACAGCUGGUCCAGGCGAUGUUGUCGACUCAUCCCUUUGGACACGGAUUACCGACCUGGACAAGCUCACCACUCUCCCGUCUGUCCACGACCUAGAGAAUUCUCUCCCCUCAACGAACUACGACACCUCGUUGGAUGCUUUGACGGCAGCUCACAAGAAGUACUACGAGCAGGAACCGCUGAUCCACGGGAUUUACGCGUCAAGAGAAUGGAAGGUAGCGGUUCACGAGCACAGAAUGGCGAAAAUGUCGGAGUUGGAUCUGGCCGUCGCUGGCGUUUUGCGGAUGGUGGAUGAGGCAUGUGAGGGCGUACCCAGUGCUGCGCUCGGAUACAAGGCUGCCCUGGUCGACGAGUAUCUUACUUCCACCAUGUGUCCAACAUGUGUGGUUGAGAACCGAGCCACCCGCCUCGCCAAGCCGUCGAUGAGGACAUGCGCCUGUGUUGAGUGCACUCGGUGGAUUCACCGAGAUGGAGUGGGGGCGCACAACAUCGCUUUGAUCGGAGAACAGUACCUCAAGUCUCUAGGACGGCCCGAGCCCCUUGCAAGACCCCCCAAACAAACCUAA
Messenger RNA from Linnemannia hyalina, 6576 nucleotides. The record is from the annotation of a GenBank genome assembly. Lineage: Eukaryota; Fungi; Mortierellomycota; Mortierellomycetes; Mortierellales; Mortierellaceae.